Oryzias latipes (Japanese medaka) is the source of this 451-nucleotide messenger RNA. It is a transcript of the gene atp5f1e, whose product is annotated as ATP synthase F1 subunit epsilon. Gene Ontology annotation, biological process: proton motive force-driven mitochondrial ATP synthesis. Lineage: Eukaryota; Metazoa; Chordata; Actinopteri; Beloniformes; Adrianichthyidae. Gene Ontology annotation, molecular function: proton-transporting ATP synthase activity, rotational mechanism. Gene Ontology annotation, cellular component: mitochondrial inner membrane. The record is from RefSeq and is a predicted model, not a curated record.
UUCGGUGCAACAAACAGAAAGAAAUCGGAAGAAGAAGAAGAAGAAGAAGGAUGACGCCAUCACGCAUCCAUCCGACCUGUCCUUGAAGCCGAGAAAAGCAAGAUGGUCGCUUACUGGAGGCAGGCAGGCCUUAGCUACAUUCGCUUCUCCGCCAUCUGCGCCAACGCGGUGCGGGCUGCAAUGAAGCCGCAGUUCAAAGCCGAGGCAGUCAAGGCCGCGGAGGCGAGCGUCAAAGUCUCCAAACCCAAGACAACAUGAUCCAAAACUGUGUACUACAUAGUUCUCCUGAACUUGGGAGGUGCUGCUUGGAGGAGAGUGGAGAGCUGGAUGUCAUCAAGAUGGCUUGGUUGAAGACUGGGGAUCUAAAUAAAAGUGUUUUCCUUUUUUCAUUUAUAAACUGAAUAAACAUGAAUAAAUAUGAAAUGGGCAUUUUUCUGUCCCCCCCCCCCCC